Molecule: messenger RNA, 729 nt
Organism: Leptinotarsa decemlineata (Colorado potato beetle)
Lineage: Eukaryota; Metazoa; Arthropoda; Insecta; Coleoptera; Chrysomelidae
Product: very long chain fatty acid elongase 7
Biological process (GO): fatty acid elongation, polyunsaturated fatty acid; sphingolipid biosynthetic process; fatty acid elongation, monounsaturated fatty acid
Cellular component (GO): endoplasmic reticulum membrane
Molecular function (GO): fatty acid elongase activity
Source: RefSeq, a predicted model, not a curated record
UUGUUUUUUCUCUUUCCAAAUACCUCAAACAUACAGUUUUGUACGGUAAUUUGUGUUGAGCUGAUCUAAGUUGUAUAAAUUUCGUUUUGUGUAAUGGCUCUUCUUCUGAAAAAAAUAUACCUAGGAUAUUUCUGGUUAUUUGAAGAUAUAGCGGAUCCCAGGCCCAUGGAGAUGGGUCUGUUUUUGAUGUCCUCGCCUUUUGAACCGGGUAUUCUUGUGGGAUUAUAUCUUUAUUUCGUCCUGAAAUUGGGACCGGAGCUCAUGAAAAACCGCAAACCUUUCGAUCUCAGGAAUGUUAUAAUAAUUUACAAUGCCAUUCAGAUAGUGAUCAAUACGUACGUUGCCUAUGAGGCAUUCAUUGAAAUAUAUUUUUAUUCGAAUUGGGACUGCUCGCCGAUUGAUUACUCACAUAGUCCUCGUAACAAAUAUGUAGUUCGGAUGUAUCAUCUCUUCUUCCUCAUCAAAGUAGUUGAUUUGAUAGAUACGGUUUUCUUCGUCCUACGAAAGAAACAACAGCAAGUAACUUUUUUACAUAUAUAUCAUCAUUUUGGCAUGGUCCUGAUACUGUGGAUUUGUACGAAAUUUUACGCAGGUGGUCAUGGAACUUGGACUGGACUCAUCAACUCGACUGUACAUUCGAUUAUGUACACCUACUAUCUGCUAGCAGCUUUGGAUGAGAAGUGGAAGAAGAGUUUAUCUCUAAAAAAGUUCAUCACAUUGAUGCAAAUG